Molecule: messenger RNA, 2563 nt
Organism: Drosophila grimshawi
Lineage: Eukaryota; Metazoa; Arthropoda; Insecta; Diptera; Drosophilidae
Gene: dpr3
Exons: 8
Coding region: 626-2089 (487 amino acids)
Biological process (GO): synapse organization
Cellular component (GO): neuron projection membrane
Source: RefSeq, a predicted model, not a curated record
UCUCAUUCAAAGCCCGACGCUUCGGAAGCGCGACACGUGUUCAACGGUUCCAUAUAUGUAUAUGUCUCGCCAGUGUCCGAAAACGCGUGAUGAUAAAAAUGAAAUUGAGGCAGGCCCGAUUGCCAUGCGGCCGUGUGUAAUAACAGACUGAUACGCAUUAACCCAAAAUAGACAGUUCAAAAAUGCAUGAACAUGCCUCAAACUGUCAACAGCAGAACAAGAAACUUGUGUCAAGCAAAAACGACAAGCAACACUGGCAUCGCCACUGCACUUGUCAACUCAGCCAAGAAUCACUUAAAACGCGAACCAGCAACUGCAAUUAGCAAUACAAAUUUAGUGCUCAGGGGACUUGAGCCAAACACAACAAAAAUUGACAGCUGACAUUUGUAGCCGGAUAAGAGAUAAGCUACCAGGAGCAGUUAAGCGACAUAAUGAUUAAACAAAGUAGACUAUUGAAACGAGAUAAAUGCACAAAACAAUAGCAAUAAUGGCGUCACAUGCUGCCGUUUGUCAAUAGCGGCAGCAACAUAGCUAAAUGAGUAAUGUUAAUUGAAUCACCUGAAACACUGACAACAAUUGCAUAGAGCCAAAUAAUAAGCUGAAACAAUUUACAUACAACCGCUGAAUGCCGGCAGCAAAAGUGAUUGUUAAACAUCAACAACAAAAACAACAGCAACAACAGCAAAAACAACAGCAGACGACAAAGCGUGUUUUCAAUAAAUGCGCGCGGAUGCGUCGCAGCGGCGUCGUCGCCGACGUAGCCGCUAAAUCGACCACAAGCAAUGCGGCCGACGUUGGCGUCGCAGCAUUUGCACCUAAAAGGAGGCAAGGCGAACAGCGCAGCGGCAAAGGGGCGCGAGGAAUUGCAAUAAUAAUGGCGUUAUUAUUUAACAUAAUGCAUCCACAACAAAUUUUGCACUGGCCAUUUUGUAACGGUCCUUUUGCAGAGGCGAACACAUACAACAGCAACAACAAUAACCAUAACAGCAACCACAACAAUGACAAUAGCAAGAACAGCAGCAACAGUUAUAACAAUGUUGAGUUGAACGGAUUCAGUGGCAAUGUCCUGGCAUCGUUCUCGUCCUCUGUGGCCGCAAUGCUGCCACAAGCGGAAGCCACGAAUAACACUUUCAAGAGCUUACCAUUCCUAGCCAGCGAAGAUAAUUCUUUUGCCUAUUCCCAGAAACCGGACGGUUUUGCGGAAACGGAGCUGGCACAUUCCUUGCCAAUAUUUGACUUUGGCAUGCCGCGCAACAUCACAGGACGAACAGGACACACGGAGGCCAUAAUUAAGUGCAGAGUGGAUAUGUUGAAUGAUAAGUCUGUAUCCUGGAUACGCAAACGUGAUCUACACAUUCUGACAGUCGGAACAGCCACGUAUACAUCCGAUAAGCGAUUUCAGGUGACCGAGUCGAAGGAUAUGCGCGAAUGGACGCUGCACGUGAAAUCGCCAAAGCCCAAGGACAGCGGCAUCUACGAAUGCCAGGUCAACACGGAGCCAAAAAUAUCCAUGGCAUUUCAACUUAAUAUCAUUGAAAUCUCACCUGAUGCCAAGGCCGUCAUCAAUGGGCCGCCCGAUCUGCAUUUCAAGGCAGGUAGUGCGAUUAUACUCAGCUGUGUGGUUAAGCAACCGUCGGUUAAGGAGAUUGGGCCCAUCUAUUGGUAUCGGGGAGAGCAGUUAAUCACUCCUUUGGAGGAGGACGGUAACGAGGUCGAGAUGCCAAAGGAUCUGCAACCAGGUCAACUGAAUCAAUCACUUAACGAAGUCUUGAGCACAGACUUGCAAAAGGAGUUCGUCACACGUAUUGCCAUGGAAUCCCAGUUGGGAGACACCCUCAAGUCGAGGCUGCGCAUCUCCAAUGCCCAAAUUACGGACACCGGCAUCUACACGUGUCAGCCAACGACUGCGAACAGCGCCAGCGUUGUUGUCCAUGUCAUAAAUGAUGAAAACCCCGCGGCGAUGCAAAAGAGCGCAGCGACAUCUUCUUUCGGCAUGGAUCUACACCAGCUGGUGGGUCGAAUAGUCUAUUCUAUGCUGGCAAGACACUCGACCAAGUACUGGCUGCCAAAUGGCAGCAGCUCCAACUAAAUGUAGUAGUUAGUCUUUGUCGUCACAGCAGCAUCAACAACAACUUUCCAUCGAAAGAUGACUAACUUAAUUAUAAGCAUUUGUUAUACUCUGAUUUUUUCUUAGCUGCUUGUAAUUUUGUAAUGUUUUUAAAAAUGGCUCAAGGAAAGCAAAAGCAAGGAACCGUGAACAAUGCGCUUCUUUUCGUUUUUUCCGUAUUCCUUGUUAUAUUUACAUUUCAUUGUGUAAUAAUAAGAACGAGUAGUGCACUGCUCAAAGCAAUAUUAGAACAUUCCAAAAGUGGGGGAAUUUACAGACAGAUGAUGUAGCGAUGAUGAGGCUUCAGCGACAAGGAAUUCAACUCACAACGAGAUGACGACAGUCCGUCUCAAAAGUGUGUGCACGUGACAAAGACUAAAAACUGUAAUAUAGUAUUAUUUGAAUAGAAAACGAAAAAUUGGGCAAGAAACUUGAUUUGACAAAUUAAUAUUACUU